Gossypium arboreum is the source of this 989-nucleotide messenger RNA. Its product is annotated as dehydration-responsive element-binding protein 2D-like. The transcript has a single exon. Gene Ontology annotation, molecular function: DNA-binding transcription factor activity; transcription cis-regulatory region binding. Gene Ontology annotation, biological process: response to stress; positive regulation of DNA-templated transcription. Gene Ontology annotation, cellular component: nucleus. The record is from RefSeq and is a predicted model, not a curated record. The coding region runs from base 29 to 751 and encodes 240 amino acids. Lineage: Eukaryota; Viridiplantae; Streptophyta; Magnoliopsida; Malvales; Malvaceae.
AUAAAUACGAUUUCCCCCCUCUCAGUUAAUGUGCUUAUCAAUAACUGUUGUUCUUUGGGUUGGGUUAACAAUGUCAGCAUCAGCCAUGGGUGGCCCUGGGUCUGGAGAGAAAAAACAAGUGAAGAGACGUGCACAAGCGAGCUCGAGAAAAGGGUGCAUGAGAGGGAAAGGAGGUCCAGAGAAUGCUCUUUGCACUUACAAAGGUGUAAGACAAAGAACUUGGGGCAAAUGGGUGGCUGAAAUUCGUGAACCCAACCGUGGUUCUCGUCUUUGGCUAGGUACUUUCGACACCGCCCUUGAAGCUGCGAUGACUUACGAUGCUGCCGCACGUAAACUCUAUGGUUCGGAUGCCAAGCUCAACUUGCCACACUUGUGUGUCAACUCUCGGUUUCCACCUCCACCAAAUACUCAGGUCGCCCCGAGAGGGAACCAACCUCUAAAUCCGACUACCAGUUCAUCGAACAGCCCGAUUAUUAUCAGGGUCGAUGAAGUAACACCAGUGAGCAAUAGCGAAUCAGAUAUGUCUCAAGGGAACAUGGUGGAGAACAAUGCCAAAUUUGGACAAAACCAAGAAGAAAUUGGUGGGUUUUGGGAGAAUAUGACGAUGAACUUGCCUGUUUUAGAUGACUCCAUUUGGGCAGAAGCUGUUAUGUCAUUAGAUUUUCCAGUGAUGGAUGAUCCAAGCAUUUUCAAUACCAGUCUUGUCGAUACAACAGGAUGGGAUGCCUUGCAAACCCCGUGGUGCAUGUAAAUCUAAAUCAGCUCUCUGCUAGCUACUUCGGACAUGUGAAAGCCGUUCCAUAGUCUUUCUAUACAUUCAAUAGCUAAUAGCCAUGAAAACCACAUGGUUUUUCUGGGUUUUUCAUGGCAGUGUCUUUCUAUAUUUUCUACUUUUUUAUUUAUAAUUAUUUACAUUCCUGUAAGUAUCAGUUACAUUGUUGAAAAGUGUAUAACGUUUGUAUAAAAUCAAAAGUGAAUAAAUUUUGCAA